Mixia osmundae IAM 14324 is the source of this 4733-nucleotide messenger RNA. RefSeq lists its product as uncharacterized. Gene Ontology annotation, biological process: positive regulation of protein serine/threonine kinase activity; regulation of autophagy; positive regulation of cell growth. The record is from RefSeq and is a predicted model, not a curated record. Lineage: Eukaryota; Fungi; Basidiomycota; Mixiomycetes; Mixiales; Mixiaceae. The coding region runs from base 170 to 4696 and encodes 1508 amino acids. Gene Ontology annotation, molecular function: protein-macromolecule adaptor activity; protein binding. Gene Ontology annotation, cellular component: cytoplasm; TORC1 complex. The transcript is spliced from 8 exons.
GAAGACCGUCGGCGUCAACGAGCGUGCGUGCCGUCUUGCGCAGGUCAUGCUGGCUUCGACCAGCCGGCGUGGGCCGCAAGCGAGUACGUCCCGCCAGGUAGACACACGACAGCUCAAUGGAGAUCUCCACUUCGGCCACCGUCCUCAGAAUGGUCAGGCACAAAGAGUCAUGCCGAGCCACAGGCUGUCACACCAACGAACGCCCUCAGAGGAAGCAGAUCAGGCCGACGAUGACGAUGACGAGGCUGAGGACGAGGCUGAGGAAGAGAUAGACGAGGAUGAGGAGGCUAUACCCCGAGCGAGGCGGCGGAACGGCAAGCAAGUAGCCUCUGGCAAGCGGAACAGCACGACGGUCAGAGCAGGCAGUCAGGCAAGCGACGAAGGCGAGAUGCGGCACGGCUUUGCCGAGCAGUACAUCAGCGAGGAGGGCCGCAAUCAGCUCGAGCGCGUCUACUUUCUGUACUGGAACGAUCUGCGCCACGAGAGCGCUGGCACGAAAUCACGAAGCAACGUGCUCACUAUGGGCUCCAAAGGCACGCCAGAUUGGCGCAAUAGAGACCGUCUAAAGACGGCAGUCGCUUCUCUCUUGCUCUGCCUGCGCAUAGGCUUCGAUCCGCCAGACGCAGUCAAGACAGACCCGUGCGCAAAGACCGAGUGCUGGAUAGACCCUUUCUCGCUCAACAAGGACAAAGUUAUGGACGCGAUAGGCCGCAACCUCCAGCUACAGUAUGAGAACUUGGCCGGCACGAGCAAGACGCGCUAUAAGUUCUAUCCCGAUCCGACUGUGGAAGAUACUAAGAAACUGUGCGUCAACAUGCGCAAGCAAGCCAAGAACGAACGCGUCCUCUUCCACUACAACGGCCAUGGCGUACCAAAGCCGACAGCUUCAGGAGAGAUCUGGGUCUUCAAUAAGAUGUACACCCAGUAUAUACCCGUCUCACUCCUCGACCUACUCUCCUGGCUAUCGAGUCCGACCAUUUUUGUCUGGGAUUGCUCUGCGGCGGGCAAUAUCGUCAACAAGGUGAUAGAGUUUGGCGCUCGCAAGGAUGCAGAGAUUGCUGCCCAACGCGCAGCUGCACCACCUCCUCCCCCUCCGCUGGGGCCCGGCAGUAGUACACCCCAGCCACAGCCGUCUCAACCGGUCGUCAUGCCAGAUGGCUCCAUCGCGCCCUCUGCGCCCUUUGCAGAAACGCUACAGCUUGCUGCUUGCGAGGCACACCAAAGCUUGCCCAUGAACCCCGAUCUGCCAGCGGACCUGCUCACGUCCUGUCUGACAUCGCCCAUCGAGGUUGCGCUGCAGUUCUUCAUUCUGCGUAAUCCACUCAAGACCAAUCUGAGCCUUGACUUGGCCCUCAAAAUACCCGGUCGGCUACAAGAUCGCAAGACACCCCUCGGCGAGCUCGGAUGGAUCUUUACAGCCGUCACAGACACGAUAGCAUGGAACAUGCUACCGGCGCCGCUCUUUUUGCGUCUGUUCAGACACGAUCUAGUCGUUGCAGCGCUCUUUCGCGGCUUUUUGCUGGCUGAGCGCAUCAUGCGCCAUUACGACUGCACGCCAGUCUCGGUGCCCAAGCUACCGCCGACGCAUAAUCACCCCUUGUGGGACAGCUGGGAUCUCGCAGUCGAUCGCUGUCUUGUCCAGCUACCUGCGAUACUGGAAGCAAGCGCUGCACGCGAGAAAGCUGCAUCAGAACAGCGACCUCUGCCACCUGAAGUGCCGUUCGUGCCGUCUCGUUUCUUCUCUGACGAGUUGACCGCUUUCGAGAUCUGGCUCGAUCACGGUACAGCGCGUACGACCGGCUUGACCGCUUCCGAGCAUGCAAAGAAUGGCAGACUCAGUGAUACUCUAAGGCCACUGUCGACACAUCCAGAGCAGCUUCCCAUCGUCUUGCAGGUCCUGCUGUCGCAAGCGCACCGACUACGAGCACUGAUCCUACUCUGCAAAUUCCUCGACCUUGGACCGUGGGCAGUCAAUCUGGCCUUAUCGAUUGGCAUCUUUCCAUAUGUACUUAAGCUGUUGCAGGCCCCGAGUGCUGACCUAAGACCGCCGCUGAUCUAUAUUUGGGCACGCAUUCUUGGCGUCUACCGGACAUGUCAGGAGGAUCUCAUUCGUCAGGUCGUGCAGCCAACACGCAGAGAAGCCGAUCUGCCGUUCCACUACUUUGUACACAUACUUGCGCCGCAUCAGAAUUCUCUGCCGAUUCCCAACGUCUCUGAGCAUAGAGCCAUGUGUGCUUUUAUUCUCUCGAUUCUCUGUCGUGACUUCCCUACAGGCCAGGCCGCCUGUCUCGAUCCACGUGCAAACGUUAUGGAAGUCUGUCUGGCGCACCUGAGCGACUUUGACCCUCUCUUGCGGCAAUGGGCGCCACUUGUCAUUGCCCAGCUCUGGGACAAUUUCGACGAAGCAAAGGGACGAGGUCUCAAGAGUGGCGCGCACGAAAUGCUUGCACAGAAACUCAGCGAUCCCGUGCCAGAAGUCAGAGCAGCAGCACUCUAUGCACUCGGCACUCUAGUGGGUGCGUCAGGAGGAGAGGGCAAACGCGUCGCGGGCAAAAGUCUGUCUUCCUGCUCGCCCAAUCGAACCGACAUUUCGGCGUCAGAACGAAUUGAUAUCGAGCUUGGUGUCGCGAUGGCCGUCCUCAAAGCGCUUUCUGACGGGUCUCCGAUGGUACGCAGCGAGCUUGUCGUUCUCCUGUCCGCGAUCGUUAUUGAGCAUCAAGGUCACCUCGUCGUCGCCGCUUAUCAGACUGUCGAGGAUGAACGCAAACGGUCGCAAGGGAGAACGGUACAUCAUGCGGCGGAGGAGCGCCAACGCGCCCUAGAACAGAGCUUGCGCAAUGCUACAGAGACCCAGGACGUGUCGUCCAACCCUCACUUUCGCGCUAUGAUCUUCUCGUGCAUCUACAAAACUCUACUCGAUCUUGCAAGCGAUCCUCAUCCCGACGUGGCUGAUAAAGCUGGGAUCGUCAUCGACUUUGUUCACGACCAGCUCUUGAUUUCGCCGUUCGUCUACGCGGCCCAGUCUGCGCUCGAACCCAUCGUUCGACGAUCCGCUGCACGUCUUUCGGCAAACACCGCGAUCCAGAGAACGCCAUCAGAAGGUUCGCGGCCUCGCAGUUCGACACCGAGCGGCACGACGACGCCUGCGCAUGCUGGAAAACGGGCGACCUCGCUGGCGGCCGCUGUCAAGUCCCUGACAGGAUUAGGCUCGCCAGAUCAUGCGCGGACCCAGCCACCGAGUCGAGCAGAAUCCAACGGAGGUCCAGAAGCUGUACAAGAGGAGCAGACGCAUCGCUUGCGCAAAAACAUCUCCGCGGAUUCGCUCAUUCAGACGCAGGCAAAGCUGCGCAAAGCGGCAGCGGCAAUCAACGGCAGUCCUGAUAGCUUGACGAUCGAAGAAGCGCAAGCUCAGCUCAUCGCUUCAGAUGAAGAACGCUUACAACAGCGACGAAGCAGCCCGACUGUGACACAUGCAGGUGUAAAAAGUCCUAGCGGUGCAGAAUUGCCGCUGCGGAGUGAUUUUUUCGAUUGGAGCUGCCGCUACUUUACCGAGCCUCAGAUGAAACCCGCCGAGGCAGACGAGCCAGGGAGCGUAAAUUACAACGAGAGACUCUGGCGACGAGAGCGUAACGAGAAAGUCGUCAUGUCGACCCAACCUUUGCGCGAAGCUGCAGCUGCAAGUCGGUGGGACGAACUGACUGGCUUUUGGGGCAACGACAUGCCGCCGACGUCAAUCCUGUUCCAUCAGUACGAAUCGCACCUUGUGGCCAGCGAUAGUGCGCGUCGUCUGACCGUCUAUGAUUGGAAGACGCACGCGAGACUGCACCGAUUCAGCAAUGACCCGCGCUCGGUGCCAGGAGGAUCAAACAGCCGCAUUACUUCACUCAAUUUUAUUAACGAAGACGAUGUUGCAUUCUUGCUUACCGGCAGCUCGGAUGGCAAUGUACGCAUCUUCAGGAAUUACAGCACGAAAGCGGAACUUGUGACGGCCUUCAGGGGGCUGAUUGACAUCAUCAAGAGUACACAUGACGAGUCUGGCUUGGUGACAGACUGGCAGCAAGGCAGAGGACAUCUCGUCGUGGGCGGCAAUUCGAAAACGAUUCGCAUCUGGGAUGCGCCCAAAGAAGUCUGCGUGCAGGAUAUCGCGACUCGAUCGAAUUCGUGUUUGACCUCGCUGACGUCGGAUCAAGUGGGCGGCAAUGUACUGAUCGCUGGUUUCGGAGACGGCGUCGUGCGGGUCUACGAUCGGAGGGAAGGACCCCGGACGAUCAUGAAGGUCGUCUGGAGAGGUUUCCAUCCCGCUUGGGUCCAGCAAGUCUCGCUGCAGAAGGGCGGCACGCGCGAGCUUGUAUCUGGAAGCCGAGAUGGUACGGUCUGCGUGUGGGACAUCCGGUACAGUCAGCCGCUGAGGAUCGUCCAAGCGCAUCAAGGCGGGAUGGUCUGCAUGGCCACCCACGAGCAUGCACCUGUCUUUGCGACAGCGAGCGAAUAUGACGUGGUGAAGGUAUGGAACAUGACGGGCACAGAACCGAUCAGCAAAUUUCGCAACUCUGCCGGUCUGCUCACGCAACGCAUCACCGGUACGAGCUCGAUGGCAUUUCAUCCUCAUCAGAUGCUACUUGCAACAGGCGCAGACGACGGACACCUCAACCUGUACUCCUGCGACACGAGAGAGCAUACGAGCGAAUGGGCAUGAGCUCAGCAUAGAAAGUACAUGCAUUAGAGCUGCUGCC